Messenger RNA from Penicillium antarcticum, 939 nucleotides. Its product is annotated as dTDP-4-dehydrorhamnose reductase family protein. Gene Ontology annotation, molecular function: methionine adenosyltransferase regulator activity. The record is from RefSeq and is a predicted model, not a curated record. Gene Ontology annotation, biological process: S-adenosylmethionine biosynthetic process. NCBI's taxonomy places the organism in Eukaryota, Fungi, Ascomycota, Eurotiomycetes, Eurotiales, Aspergillaceae. The transcript has 4 exons. The coding region runs from base 1 to 939 and encodes 312 amino acids. Gene Ontology annotation, cellular component: methionine adenosyltransferase complex.
AUGACUUCUACUGUUCUCGUUACUGGAGCUAGUGGCUUCCUAGGACGCGCUGUCUUCAACACCUUCCAGCACUCCGGCGUGCUGGUCGUUGGACAGGGAUUCUCCCGCGCUGCCCCGCCUACCAUCUUGAAGGCUGACCUCGAGAAGAAUGAAGAUAUUCAGACUCUAUUCGAUGAAGUAAAGCCUCAAAUUGUCAUCCACUGCGCCGCAAACAAGUCACCCGAUCUCUGCGAGAAGAACCCUGACCAGGCUCGCAAGGUCAAUGUCGAUGCCACACGCGCCUUGGCCAAAGAAUGCAAGAGCCGUGGUGCUUUCUUGAUCUACAUCUCAACCGACUACGUUUUUCCCGGCACCGAGGGUGAGGCACCCUAUGAGGCCGAUGCGCAGACCAAGCCCCCAAACAUCUACGGCCAAUUCAAGCUAGAUGGCGAGAAAGCAGUUCUGGAAGAAACCGGCGACUCGGGUCUCGGUGUGGUACUGCGCGUGCCAGUGCUGUACGGCAGCGCCAAGGAGAACUCCGAGAGCGCAGUGAACAUACUCGUUGAUGCCGUUAAGAAGGCCACUGAUGAGAAUGCCGCUGUGAAGAUGGACGAUUGGUCCCAGCGGUACCCCACAAAUACCGAGGACGUUGCUCGCGUGUGUCGGGACAUUGUCAUCAAGUACCUCAAGGAGAAAGAGAAGCGCAAGGAGUUGCCACGCAUUCUGCAGUUCACAUCUGAGGACCGUAUGACCAAGUAUGAGAUCUGCCAAAAGAUCGCUCAGGUGCUUGGUGUAGCGACCCCUGGUAUGAUCAAGCAGGGCAAUGACCCCAACGCUGCGGUGCAGAGGCCUUACGAUACCCACUUGUCAACCAAGGCAUUAUCUGACAUAGGGAUUGAUGUGCGGACAAUGGAUUUCAUCGCCUGGUGGCGCAGGGAAUUGGGUGCUUACCGGAAGUAA